UGUCUUCUAUCUUUCAAUUUCAGUUCCACAUAUAAACAAAAUUGGUUGGGUCGGUUACAGAGUGUCACUUUAAGUCUUAACAAACGUAGUACAUCUACCUUAACCAUUUUUGUGGUGUUUUGUUUUUUUCGUUUUCUUCAAACUUUCAACAUUGUCCAAAAUUCAAUUUUGAUUUAUGGAUGAUUCUGAACUCUGAACUAUUGUGUAGAUUGUUUUUGUUUGAUUUCGAUUGAAUUAUGGCUCUUGAUUUUGUUGUUAAUAAGUGUACUGCUACUACAUGCAUAUGGGGUUCUUGUUCCAAACCACAAUUGGGUUCUUUUCAUUCUGGGUUGGUUAUUGGGAAUUUGAGUUAUGAAAUUGUGAACAAAUGUAGUUGUUUCACUGUUUCAGUUUCAGCUCAACAGAGAGCUGCCAUUCCUGUUGAAGAUCAAAAGCCCUCACUUGAUUCUGCUUAUCAGAAUCACUCCAUGGGCUUUCACAGAGACAUCAACAUGCUUCCCAAGCCGUUAACGUCAAUUGAUGAUUCUUCUUCAGCAAGUGAUGGAUCAAAAGUGCGCGUGGGUUAUCAGGGAGUGCCGGGAGCUUAUAGUGAAGAUGCAGCUUUGAAAGCGUAUCCAAACUGUGAGACCGUGCCAUGUGACGAUUACGAAGCUGCAUUUAAGGCAGUUGAACUGUGGUUGGUUGAUAAAGCGGUCCUACCUAUUGAAAAUUCUGUGGAUGGAAGCAUCCACCGCAAUUAUGACUUACUUCUUCGACAUAGAUUGCACAUUGUUGGCGAGGUGCAGCAGCGAGUUAACCAUUGUCUCUUAGGAUUGCCUGGUGUGACAAAGGAGGAGCUCAACAGUGUUAUGAGUCAUCCUCAGGCUCUUGCUCAAUGUAGGACGGUUCUUAACGAUUUAGGUGUAGACAAAGUUGGUGACCAGGAUACUGCUGUUGCUGCUAAGACAGUGGCCUUAAAUUGUGUAAGACAUACUGGAGCUAUUGCUAGUUCCCGAGCUGCAGAAAUAUAUGGCCUGGAUGUUCUUGCUGAAGGAAUUCAGGAUGAUGAUGAAAAUGUUACCCGUUUCUUGGUCCUUGCGAGAGAGCCUAGAAUUCCAGGAACUGACGGGCCCCAUAAGACAAGCAUUGUUUUCAGUUUAGAAGAAGGUCCAGGUGCACUAUUCAAAGCUCUGGCAGUGUUUUCUAUGAGGGACAUUAAUUUGUCAAAGGCAAGUUGAUUUGUUGAUGUUGAACUUUUGAAACUAAAACACACAUUCAAUCAUCGGUCUAACUUUUUCAGUAUUUUUUUAUUUCAGAUAGAGAGUCGUCCACUGAAGCAGCGCCCCUUAAGGAUUGUUGAUGAUUCAAAUCAAGGGAGUUCCAAGUUUUUUGACUACCUCUUCUACAUUGACUUUGAAGCUUCAAUGGCAGAACCUCGUGCACAAAAGGCUUUAGGACAGUUGAAGGAAGUUACGGGUUUUCUUCGAGUUCUUGGUUGUUAUCCGAUGGAUAAACAUGUAUAAAAGUUCUUCAACGUAUUUAAAGUAUAGCUAGGAGCAACCGUAGACGCUGUUUGUUUUACCGACUGUAAGAACGACUAGGCUACAACCGGAGUCAAAGGGAGAUGCACCAGUUUAUAAAUAAUGCCAUGCAGGCAUCCUCAUUUUUGUAUCUCUAUUAUGUUAUUUUAUAUUAUCAUUCAUUAGCGCAAAACGCUGUUAAAGAUCAAAGUUUUUAAUAAAAAAAACUACAGACUCCUGGGCACAUUGUCUCAGAGCCUCCUUUACAAUUAUAUUAGUUGGCCUUCCAUCAAAUUUUUGAGGGAGAACCUUGUUAUCUAUUUUGUGUUGGAAAAGAAGGUUAUACAAAGAGAAUAUUUUAGAUAAUGAGAAUUUUUAUACUUCAUUAUUAUUAUUAUUAUUAUUUAAUGUUUGACAUACUUUUUAUAUAAAUAUUUUUAAACCUUAUAAUGGUAAAAAAAAUCUCCUACUUUAGUAUAAAUAAUAAUUUGCAUGCAUUUACUUUUUUGUUAUUCAUUGCAUUUUUCUUAAACAAUGUUUGAUACAUUGCAUCCUUCCAAUCUACCCAAUUAUAUUCUUCCAUUGAAAACCUUAGUUGGUAAUUGAAGCAAUUUAAAAUUAUUAUUUUUAUAUAAAAAAACAUGACACCAAAUUUCAAAGCUUGUCAUCUAUCUUUCAAUUUCAGAUGCAUAUAUAAACAAAAUUGGAUGGGUUGGUUACAGAGUAUCUUCUUACGUCUUAACAGACUUAGUACAAUACAUCUACCUUAACAAAUUUUGCGUUGUUUUUGUUUGAUUUUGAAAUGACGACGCUUGAUUUUGUUAUUAAUAAGGGUAUUACUACACUCAUAUGGGGUUGGGAAUCUGAGAUAUGAAAUUGUGAACAAAUGUAGUUGUUUGAGUGUUUCAGCUUAUCAGAGAGCUACUCCUCCUGUUGAAGAGCAAAAGCCCUUGCUUCAUUCUGCUUAUCCGAAUCACUCCAAGCGCUUUCACAAAGACAUCAACAUGCUUCCCAGGGGAAAUGGUUUUUUUGGUUGAAGCUGUCAUCGCUAGGUGUUUACAGAAAGGCCAUAGACUAAUUAUGGGUGUGAUGUAAUGUAAUGAAUGAAAUUUAUGAUUUUAGGCUUUCCGUAGGUAGUAUGUGUGAUGCGAACACGGUGUUCGUGUCAUUGCAAUUUAAUUCCUUUUACUAUUUUACUAUACGCUUUAGCACGGCGAUGUUAAAUGUAUAAUUGCAGAGCCGUUAAUGUCAAUCGAUGAUUCUUCUUCUGCAAGUGAUGGAUCAAAGGGAUUGCCGGGAUCUUACAGUGAGGAUGCAGCUUUGAAAGCGUAUCCAAAUUGUGAGACUGUGCCAUGUGACGACUACGAAGCUGCAUUUAAGUUGAAUUGUGGUUUGUUGAUAAAGCGGUUCCUCCAAUUGAAAAUUCUAUGGAUGGAAGCAUCCACCGCAAUUAUGACUUACUUCUUCGACAUAGGUUGCACAUUGUUGGAGGGGUUCAGCUGCGUGUUAGCCAUUGUCUCUUAGGAUUGCCUGGUGUGACUAAGGAGGAGCUCCUCUGUGUUGCUCUUGCUCAAUGUAGGGCGAUGCUUAAUGAUUUAGGUGUUGACAAAAUUGGUGACCAGGAAACGGCCGUUGUUGCUAAACAGUGGCCAUAAAUUGUGUAAGACACAUUGGAGCUGUUGCAAGUUCCCGAGUUUCUGAAAUAUAGGCCUGGACAUUCCUGCUGAAGGAAUUUAGGAUGAUGCUGAAAAUGUUACCCGUUUCUUGGUCCUUGCAUUGCGAGGGAGCCUAGAAUUCCAGGAACAGACAGGGCCUCAUAAGACCAGCGUUGUUUUCAGUUUAGAAGAAGGUCCAGGUGCACUACUCAAAGCUCUGUCAGUGUUUUCUACGAAGAAUAUUAAUUUGUCAAAG
Messenger RNA from Vicia villosa (hairy vetch), 3410 nucleotides. RefSeq names its product arogenate dehydratase/prephenate dehydratase 1, chloroplastic-like. The record is from RefSeq and is a predicted model, not a curated record. Gene Ontology annotation, cellular component: cytoplasm; chloroplast. NCBI's taxonomy places the organism in Eukaryota, Viridiplantae, Streptophyta, Magnoliopsida, Fabales, Fabaceae. Gene Ontology annotation, molecular function: arogenate dehydratase activity; prephenate dehydratase activity. Bases 237 to 1217 code for a protein of 326 amino acids. Gene Ontology annotation, biological process: L-phenylalanine biosynthetic process. The transcript is spliced from 17 exons.